Molecule: messenger RNA, 1529 nt
Organism: Pyricularia oryzae 70-15
Lineage: Eukaryota; Fungi; Ascomycota; Sordariomycetes; Magnaporthales; Pyriculariaceae
Exons: 2
Coding region: 242-1234 (330 amino acids)
Biological process (GO): mitochondrion organization; lipid homeostasis
Cellular component (GO): mitochondrial outer membrane
Source: RefSeq, a predicted model, not a curated record
ACAGGCGCGCCCCAUGACCAUAAACAUGACCAUUCACACACCAUCCAUUGCCAAUUCCCAACAAACCGGACCCAGAUUUCCCCAGACUUUUGGUUUGGGAACUUGACAUUCUGGUUGCCAAACUUCGAAUUCAUCUACAACCUCGGCAUCGUCCGAAAGCAAAAACAAAACACAAAAACUCGGCCAAAGAGAACACAGCGACGAUACCGCGAAGAGAGCACAACCUUAGAGCGACACCACCAUGGACUCCCGGUCCCUAAACACAAAAUCCUCGGUCGAGACCUUCAUCUCGCUCAUGCAGCUCGACCCGGCGCCCAUAGAAACAGACAAGGACCUCCCGCCGCUGCCAGAGGAGGCUGCCGACGCAGACUCAACUACAGCUGCGUCCAUCGCCAAUACUUCUGCGUCAGGAAGCACAGGGUCGUCACUCGGCCUGAGUGGGAGUGGCCAUGGCGCCGUUUACUACUUGGCCCGCAUCCAACGCUACUCGUCCUACGCCUUUUCCAUCUUCACGACAGUCCAUCUCGCCACCACAUCCAUCGUCCCGCUCCUGACGCGCUCCGUCUCGUCGUCUGAAUCCUACCUCCUCCUCUCGCGAGAGAUCUACCAGACCCGAAUCUCCGAGCCUCUCCUAGUCGCCGCACCCUUGGCCGCCCACAUCCUCUCGGGCCUGGCCUUGCGACUGGUCCGCCGCUCGCAGAACCUGAAGCGCUACGGCGGCGCCACGCCCGGCGUCAUGGUGCCGGCCAAGAGCCGCGGCAGGGGCCGGGAGCCGAGCGCGUGGCCCCAGCUGACGUACACGGCGGCGGCGGGCUACGGCGCCGCGGCAGCCGUCUUUGCCCACGCCUUUGUCAACCGCGGCCUGCCGCUGCUGGUCGAGGGAGACAGCGCCGACGUCGGGCUGGCGUACGUGGCGCACGGCUUCGCGAGGCACCCGGCCGUCGCCUGGGUUGCUUACACGUCGCUCCUCGCCGUCACGGCCGGCCACGUGGUGUGGGGUUGGGCGCGCUGGUUGGGGCUGGCGCAGGGUGCAGCGUGGGAUAGCAGCGCGGCUGUGGUCGGACGGGACGUGAGGAAGAGAAGGAGGCGGUCCUGGCUGUUGAUCAACGGCGGUGCCCUCGUCGGGGCGCUCGUCUGGGCCGCUGGUGGACUGGGAGUGGUCGCGCGCGGCGGCAGGAGCCGUGGCUGGGUCGGUGAUUUGUACGACGCCAUGUUUCAGAAGGUUUGGCUGUGAAGAGGGCGAAGGCCUAAACAUUGUUUAUAGAGAGAGGAACUAUAGCUCGGCGUUUACGGUCUCUGCUGUUGGUGUUUUGUUAUUGGGAAUGUUUAUUGGGGGUAUGAUUGAUUGCGGAGGCUGUUUAUUGUACAGAUUUAAACGUAAAUGAUGCUAAUGUAUAUACUAUACAUAGGCCGGAUAUGAAGCACCCCAGAUUUGAUGUGCGAGUGCCAACGGCAGCAAAUACCGCCACUGGCAGCCAACAUGCCCAUAACCUUGACCAGGGAAUCACUCAUGCUCGGGAGGUAGCCAC